UAUGUGAGUAAAAAAUCGUCUGGAAAACACUACAUGUUAUAGUCACAUUCCCAAGACUUCGUGAGUCAAGUCAAGCGACGAGUUUGCUUAGGAGUGUUAAGUGACGGACAGUGUCAGUUACUGCUGUCACACACAGACACACACACACAGCUUUGAGCGAUCAGGCCAGUGAGUGCUAGCGUUAACCAGGCGCUAGCUGUUGCUAGCCUGGAAGCUCCUGGCUCUUUUGUGGGAUUGGGGUGACAUUGCGCUUGUCAGUACACUACAGGAUUUACCCGUGUGAUUCAGCCGGAGUGCCGGAAAAAGAACACUACAAAAAAUCAAACCGUUUUUUCGUGAAAGUGUGUGAGGAGCUAGCAAUAGAGGAACAGACAUGGGGACGCCAGGGUCUGGACGAAAGCGUGCGCCAAUUAAAGACCGCUUCUCAGCCGAGGAUGAAGCUCUAAGUAGCAUAGCACGAGAGGCAGAGGCCAGACUUGCUGCAAAGCGGGCUGCAAGAGCCGAGGCACGAGACAUCAGAAUGAAAGAACUGGAGCGUCAACAGAAAGAGCUCUCCUACCACCGCUCAUCUUCUAGUAGAAAGUGGGGUCAAAUCCAACAGUGGAUGGCUGAUACAGAAAAGGCUCGACACAGCCAUCAAUCCAGGAGUAAUAGUCGCCGGAAGGACCUGGAAGAUGAUACCAUGUCAGUACGAAGUAGUGGAAGUUACAGGUCAUCAACCUCAUCACUGCUAGGCAGUUCACAUAGCUCCAACCGGACUAGCAGCUCCAGGAAUAAAGGCUUAGUGUCUGAUGCUGGUAGUUCCUCAUUGAAGAGCUCUCGCUCCACUAGUUCUGUUUAUAAUGAUCUCCAUAUGAAACCUGCUUCCUCAAGAAAAAGACCUGACCUACUGACUGGCUUGUAUUAUGAUCAAAGAAACUACAGCAGUUUAAAGCACUCCAAACCUCCUCCUCCUGCCACUUCCACUGUUUCUACCUUUCAGCCCCGGGCCGCUUCCACCACCAACUCCACAAGUCUGACGCGUAGCUACAGCCUGGCUUCUAUAGGUGAUGAUGGUCUUUAUGGCUCAUACAGUUCCAGAGCUCCAUCUGAAUGCAGCUGGUAUUCCUCUGGUGCCAGCUCCACACAGAAUAGUCCAGUGUCCUCUUCUGAUGAUGAGACAUCCAGCAUUAUGUCUCAGGAUCGGGUUAAACGUGGACGAAGGGAUAGUAUGUCAUCUGAACUUUCUGAUAUGAGUGAGAGUGCGGCUGACUAUUUCAGUCGCUCAAAUCGCAGAGGCAGUAUCGUUUCUGACCUAGAUGAUCUGAGCAUUCCAGAUCUGGACAGCUUUGACGAGAAAUGUGAAAAGCAGUACUCAGACUCCUUCAGUCGGCCAUCGUCUCGAUGUACCACUCCUGGUCUCUCUGCCGCAGCACUGGCUUCUCUGGGUGGCACAUCUUCCAGACGGGGUAGUGGUGACACUCCCAGUAUUAUACUAGACCCGGAUGCCUCUCUUAGUGAACUGAGGGACAUCUAUGAUCUAAAGGACCAGAUUCAGGAUGUAGAGGGGCGAUACAUGCAGGGGCUUAAAGAGCUAAAGGACUCUUUGACUGAAGUGGAAGAGAAGUAUAAGAAGGCCAUGGUAUCUAAUGCACAACUGGACAACGACAAGGCCAAUCUCAUAUACCAGGUGGACACACUAAAGGACGUCAUUGAGGAAAUGGAGGAGCAAAUGUCAGAACUGCGCAGGGAAACGGAGGAGAAGUCAAAGGAAUUAGAGAGGCAGAAACAUACAUGUUCUGUCCUGACGCACAAACAGGAUGAAUUAAAAGAGGGUAUUCGUCAGCGAGAUGAACUCAUUGAGGCGAACCAGAGCGUUCAGCUUAAGUUAGAUACUCUCAUGAGAGAGGUGUUUGAUCUGCAAGAAACUAUUAACUGGAAGGACAAAAAGAUUGCGGCCUUAGAGAGACAGAAAGAGUACUUUGAUUGCAUUAGGAAUGAAAGGGACGAGCUCAGAGAUGAGCUGGCUGACCUCAAGGGGAAAUCCAAAACAGGAGAGAAACAUGGACUCGUCAUUAUUCCUGAAGGACUGCCCAAUGGAGAUGUCGGUCCUGAAUCCCCCACCUCAGGAAUCACUGUUGUUACCCAAGAAGCUGCUCAGUUGCUGGAGUCAGCUGGAGAUGGACCUCUUGAUGUUCGGCUACGAAAGCUUGCUGAAGAGAAAGAGGAACUUUUAGCCCAGAUCAGGAAACUAAAAAUGCACCUGGAAGAAGAGCGACAGAAAUAUUCUAAGAUUGAUAAUGUUUUCCCUGAUGGAGAACGGGUGGAAAAUGGCACAGACUUGCACUUAAUUGAAAUGCAGAGGGAUGCCAACAGACAAAUUAGUGAAUACAAGUUUAAGCUCUCAAAGGCAGAACAGGAAAUGGCUACAAUGGAACAAAAUAUAAACAGACUUGAAGGACAGGUGUCAAGAUACAAAGCAGCAGCUGAUAACUCUGAGAAAAUUGAGGAUGAAUUGAAGGCUGAGAAAAGAAAACUUCAAAGGGAGCUGCGAACAGCCCUGGAUAAAACUGAGGAGAUGGAGAUGACCAAUAACCACCUGGUGAAGCGGCUGGAGAAGAUGAAAGCCAAUCGCAACGCUCUUCUCUCUCAGCAGUGAUGAGACGUGCCUUGGCCACUGUGCAUUAAAAAGGAAAAAGCUCUUAAACUUUAUCUCAGACUUUCCUGCCAAACACUUCAAAUGCUGCUUUUGCUCCCUAACACUUCACAUCUAUGGGAAACCAAAAAAAAAACACUUAGUAGCAAAAAAAAAAAACCUUUUUCCUCUAAAAAUAAGACUUCACAUCUGUUUGUCAGGAAGGGAGCACAUAAAAGUGAUUCAUUGUUUUUCUUUUGCUGAAGAUUUUAUUUUGCUGGUGUUUUGUGUUUGUUUUGCUUUGUAUAUCAUGUCAUUCACCUGGGUUUUAUUGUGUGGAUUGGGUGCUUGAUUUCUCUUUCUUAUGUCUUCUUCCUCCCCAGUAAGUUGCAUGAAUGAGUAUAAAAAUGUAUUAGAAAUGAAUUUUUACACAGCUUCUGCACACAUUGAUAUACAUUCACAACAAUGUGCCUUUGGUCAUAUGGGAACUAAGGGUUUGCAUUAUAAAGGAUAAAAUGGUAUUGGUACUGAAAAACGUAUUUAAUAUUGGGAUUUUGUCAUUCAGCAAAGUAUAAAACAUGUUUAUGUUUUUUUUCCAAACUAUUUAAAAUAAAUUAGUAAAUUACA
This is a messenger RNA of Trichomycterus rosablanca, 3241 nucleotides long. RefSeq names its product leucine rich repeat (in FLII) interacting protein 2 (gene lrrfip2). The record is from RefSeq and is a predicted model, not a curated record. The transcript has 28 exons. Bases 374 to 2638 code for a protein of 754 amino acids. Gene Ontology annotation, biological process: regulation of DNA-templated transcription. Lineage: Eukaryota; Metazoa; Chordata; Actinopteri; Siluriformes; Trichomycteridae.